CGGGAGGCAGGAGAACGGCCACGGGCACCCUGCAGGCUCCCCAUCCCAGCGCACACGCACGCGGUCCUGCACGCGCCAUGCUGGCCCGGGGAGCCCUCGCGCUCCUGGCCCUGAGCUGGAGCACCUGCCCCAGCCUGGCGGUGCCCCGGGUCACAGACUGCGGCCCGUCCUGCUCUCAGGGCUUCGUCUGCAGGAGUCAUGUGACCCGGAGCAUCCUGAGCAGCUUCUGCCACCAGCCCCCCACGUCCAUGCCCCGGUCAGUCCUGGGGGCCCUGACCCUCUCCACCGCCAUGAAGUGUGACCCCCGCGACGGCUGCUCCCUGCUGCUGCGUGUGAACUCUUCUCUCAGGCUGCACGAGAGCCUGCGGGGCCUGGAGGCCUGCGCCCUGAGCAUGGACACGCAGGAGACACACUGUCAGAGCGUGCGCAUCCCCAGGGCCUCGCGCCGGCUGCACGUGGGGCAGCAGUUCCAGGUGCACUUCGGCUGCUUUGAGGUCAGCGCAGCCCAGAGCGUCCACGUCACCCUGAGGACUGUCCCCCACUUCUGUGGGGUGCAGCUGGAACAGCAGUACCACGUGGAAGACUGUGGAGACGAGGACGUGGGGAGGAACCUGCCCGGCUGCCUGGCCCGGAAGCUGUCCUACUGGGUGGAUCGCAGUCGCAAGGUCAUCCUGGUGCAGCUGCCCGAGGCCGCUGGGGGCACCGACUACUACGUGCGGCUCUGCCUCAAGCGGUUCACCUGCGAGGACGUGGGCGCCCUGGUGCAGGUGGCGGCCAACAGCGUCCCGGGGACGGUCUCCCUGCCCUACAGCCGGGAGCUGCCGUGCCUGUGCCUGGAGAGCUGGGCCGCGACCCCCGAUGCCGUGCGGACCCAGACCUGCCCCUUCGAAGACGACGCGGCGGCAGAGGCGCUGUGGGAGGCCGUCCGCUACCACCCGGCCAGCCAGGCGCUGAGCUGGGAGCCCGCCUGUCCGCUGAGCGGCCUCGUGAGCCUGUGCUGGUGCCCGGAGCCAGGGCCCGCCUGCCUCGAGCUGCAGCACUCCCGGCGGCCCGCCCACGGCAGGGUGCAGUUCUCUCUGGUGGACACGCAGCCGCAGCUCUGCCUCAAGUUCUCCACCAGCCUGGGCUUCCACCUGCGGUGCCCCUUCCAGCAGCCGCGCUUCCCAGCCUGGAAGAUGACCGUGGGGCCAGCGCCCUCGGGCACGCACCUCCGGGUCGCCUUCUCCUCGCCCAGCCCCGCCCGCUUCCAGGUGUGCCUGAGCCACGGGAGGAAGACCUGGCCCCUGGCCUGCCACCGGGCCCCGCAGGCCACCACCCGCUCUGCAGCCUCGGAUGACGGCACAGUGGACGCUGCCUUCGUGGACAUUCCCAGGGACGAGGCCUGUGGGCUGGACACUUGCAUCCAGGGCUGGAGAGCCGACGUGCACUUCUCAGCCCCCCAGCAGCUGUGUGGCAUCCCCUGCGGAGCUGGGGAUGUCCCUCAGGCCCAGACUCCCAGGACCUCGGGCCGGCCCCCCACCUCCUAUGAGACCCCAAGCUAUGCCUGAGGACGCGACAGGCUGGGGAUGCCAACACUCCCUCAGCCUCCACGGCCCGCCCCCUCCACCCCUCCACCCCCCCCCCCGUGUGGGGGUGGGAGAGUGGCCCCUGGCCCCCUCUGGAGGCCCUACACCCCGCGUCCCUGUAAAGGGGCCAGGGCUGGAGGGGUGGGGAGGUGGAGGUGGCAUGUGGGGCUCCAGGCGCCCCCCCCACCUCCGGGGCUGCAGCUCACACUCACCACGUGUCCUCUGGAGGCCUCUGCCUUCACCAAAACCGGACAAGAACUGACGUGCCUGUAUGUGUAGACGCCGUGACCUCAUGUGUAGGAAACCUUAAAGAAUCCCAUGAAAGCCUCAGCUCACAGGCAAGCUCAGCGGCCUGGCGGCCAGUCAGGGCGUCUCUGUCCACAGUGAGCAAUGCCCGGGGCAGCGGGGAAGCUGUCAUUUGCAGAAGCACCAGAGAGGAUAAGGUGCUGAGAAAUAAACUUACCCCGGGAGGCGGGAGGCGGGAGGCGGGA
Messenger RNA from Myotis daubentonii (Daubenton's bat), 2056 nucleotides. RefSeq names its product interleukin 17 receptor E like (gene IL17REL). Lineage: Eukaryota; Metazoa; Chordata; Mammalia; Chiroptera; Vespertilionidae. The record is from RefSeq and is a predicted model, not a curated record. Gene Ontology annotation, molecular function: interleukin-17 receptor activity.